UUGUAUUGUGGAAAGUGGAAAACCCCCUUUGGGGAAGACGACUUCACAAAGACUUUUCACAAUUUCACCUCAUUAGAAAACAACAACAAUCAGAAGAUCAUAAAAACACUAAUUUCUGCAUCAUUCUGUCACAACUAACCAUUUUUCUACACCAUGAAGAAGGGAAGUUUGGCCCCAAAUCUCAAACUCAGCCUCCCUUCACCAGAUGAAACUUCACUCGCUAAAUUCUUAACUGAAUCUGGGACUUUUAUGGAUGGUGAUCUGUUAGUGAACAGAGACGGUGUUAGAAUUGUUUCUCAAAGCCAGUCUGAUACUCCACCUCUUAUUCAGCCAUCUGAUAACCAAUUAAGCUUAGCUGAUUUUGAUGCGGUUAAAGUUGUUGGAAAAGGAAACGGUGGAAUUGUUCGAUUGGUGCAGCACAAAUGGACCGGCCAGUUUUUUGCUUUAAAGAUGAUUCAAAUGAAUGUAGAUGAACCGGCUCGCAGGCAGAUUACAAAAGAACUUAAAAUCAACCAAUCAUCACAGUGCUCAAAUGUUGUUGUGUGUUACCAAUCUUUUUAUGAUAAUGGUGUCAUCUCUAUAAUCUUGGAGUACAUGGAUGGUGGAUCUUUAGCUGAUUUUCUCAAAACCGUUAGAUCAGUCCCCGAACCGUAUCUUGCAGCCAUCUCUAAGCAGGUGCUAAAGGGUCUAUGGUACCUUCACCAUGAGAAACAUAUCAUUCAUAGGGACUUGAAACCCUCAAAUUUGCUUAUAAAUCACCGCGGUGAAGUGAAGAUCACCGAUUUUGGUGUUAGUGCUAUACUUGCAAGCACAUCCGGAUUGGCUAAUACUCAAAUCGGCACUUAUAAUUAUAUGUCUCCCGAGAGAAUUAUUGGAGGCAGUUAUGGCUACAAGAGUGAUAUAUGGAGCUUGGGUUUAGUUUUGCUCGAAUGUGCAACGGGCCAGUUUCCGUACUCUCCACCACAGCAAGGGGAAGGAUGGGUCAGUGUUUACGAGCUUAUGGAAACCGUCGUUGGUCAACCGCCUCCUCAUGCACCUUCCGAUAAAUUCUCUCCGCAAUUCUGCUCGUUUAUUGAAGCAUGCGUGCAGAAAGAUCCCAAGGAUAGGGCAUCGGCAAAUGAACUUAUGUCGCACCCGUUCAUCAGUAUGUAUGACGGCAUGGCAGUAGAUCUUGCAUCGUAUUUCACUGAAGCGGGAUCCCCUCUUGCAACUUUGUUCUGAAUCCCUGAUUGCUAGGGUAGUGAGUGUAUAUUGCUGCAAGUAAAGGGCCAAAGAUUUCACCUUUUUGUUGUAUCAUGGGUUUAAAGUUUGCAACUAGUUCUUGAAGAUGAAAACUUUUUAAUGAGGACUUGUAACACUUCAGGGAAUGUGUAAUACAGUUAUAUCAUACAUUUUUAAGUUAUGUUUGAUCUUUAAGGAGUUAA
Messenger RNA from Helianthus annuus (common sunflower), 1424 nucleotides. RefSeq names its product mitogen-activated protein kinase kinase 2. Gene Ontology annotation, molecular function: protein serine/threonine kinase activity; ATP binding. Gene Ontology annotation, biological process: protein phosphorylation. NCBI's taxonomy places the organism in Eukaryota, Viridiplantae, Streptophyta, Magnoliopsida, Asterales, Asteraceae. The transcript is spliced from 9 exons. Gene Ontology annotation, cellular component: cytoplasm. Bases 154 to 1221 code for a protein of 355 amino acids. The record is from RefSeq and is a predicted model, not a curated record.